Messenger RNA from Pygocentrus nattereri (red-bellied piranha), 5415 nucleotides. RefSeq names its product leucine-rich repeat flightless-interacting protein 2. The transcript is spliced from 6 exons. The coding region runs from base 198 to 1214 and encodes 338 amino acids. NCBI's taxonomy places the organism in Eukaryota, Metazoa, Chordata, Actinopteri, Characiformes, Serrasalmidae. The record is from RefSeq and is a predicted model, not a curated record.
UCUCAGCAGCGCUGUGAUCCAGCGAUGUCUGGGCUGCCCGAUAAGCUCCUCCUGCCUCCGGGCUGAAGUUGAGCCUCUACCACCGCCUCCCUUUCUGCCAAAUACGAAUCACGAAAGUGCUGGAAACGCUUUUUCGUCCUCACGUCUUCUCCUUAUCUGCUGAAGCCGUAGUGCGGGCUGUUAUUCCCGUCUCCACAAUGCACUCGGAGACGGUGGAGAAAGCUGGUUCGCCCAGGAAACGGGUCCUCUCUCGGGGGAUGAGCGAGGAAGAGUCGCUGCGACACAUUAUAAAAGAGGCUGAGGAGACAAACAAGCGGCUAUCACGCAGCGACAGCAGAUACGGAUCACUCAAAAGAGGAGAAACAAGAGAAAGCCAGAGUGAAGAUGACCAUGCAGAGCACCCAGAAAUGAUGGAGCUCCAGGCAAACUAUGAAGACUGCUUACAGGAACUGCAGGCCCUUGAGCUGCGGCAGGAGGUGUUGUUAUUCCAGGUGGACUGCCUCCAGGAUGCCCUCCAGGGAGCUGAGGAGAUGCUUGCUGAAACACAAAGAGAAGCUCAUGAAGCUGCCAUGGAGCUGGAGCGAGAGAGGGAGCGGAGGAAGAAGCUGGAGGACACGGUUGCAUUGCUAACGCAGGAGGUGGAGCGUUUAAAAGAGGAGAAAAACUCAGUUCCCCCUGACCCGGUCAAAAGCACAGCACAAGAAGAGAAAGAAGCUGUUGGAGCUGCUGAACAAGAUGAAAAUUCAAUUAAAGAACUGCCUGUUAGCUUAGAUGGGGUCUUGCAGUCGUCAGGCUCUGCAGGUGGACCUGCUGGAUCAUCUGGUCUACCUCUUCAAGAACAGAAAAUCAUGGGACUUCUGGCAUCCUUUUUCAAGAACAGAAGACUUGACCCCAGCUCUUUAAAACAAGCUGGUCCCAGUUGGCUCCAGGGUUCUUCAGAAGGGACUUCAGUGGACCUGGAAAAGAAGGAGGUUGGAUCUGAUGGCUUAGUGCUGGAAGGGGAAGGUAGCCAAAAAGCUCCAGAUGGUGAAGAUAAUGAUGAGAGUAGUGGCUAUGAAGAUGCCCCAUCGGAGUUCUCACCUGCUUCUACCCCAGAAGGGCCUCUAGAGGCAGGCCUGUUGGAAGAUGAAGGAGUUAAUGAAGAAGGUGAACUGAGGAACAGCAGUGAUCCCAGGAGCCCAAAAGACCCAUCAGAGUCCUGUGUUCUGUCUUAAAGAGCUCUUUCUUUUAUGAUACAUUAGAUACUGAUCAGAGACCAGUUCACAUAUCAUCUAAAUGCCUGUUUUUCAAGAAGCUACACUCUUAAAAAUGAAUGUGCUAACAAGGGUUUUUUAGAGUGAUGCCACAGAAGAACCACUUUUGGUUCUCUAAACUGCUUUUUCAGUGGAUAGAUCUUUAAAAAUGAGAUGUAAGAGUGUAAAGAACCUCCACAUAAUGUAAGGCUUCUAGUUUAAAAUGAAGGAUUUUUCCCAGAAUCAUAUAUCCAAGCCAAGAACAACGUAGGAACCUUUAUUUUUAAGAGUGUAAGACAUGUUUGUACAUUUAGCAUUACUGAAUCUACCUUUGCACAAAUGAUAAUCAAGUGAAAUUAGUUGUUUGUGGUGGAAGUUUGUAGUUUAAAUCAUUUCUGUCUGCUUUAGUGAUACACUGGUCCUGUUUUUCUGCCUUGACAGCAAAUGUGACUGUCGUCCAGUUUCUUGAUGCAAUCCCAGCAGUGCUUUGUGUUUUCUCAGGAAAGAUGUAAACUGUACUCUGCUGUUGGCCUGAGAGAUGUCUUAAUGUAGUCAGGCAAGAUAAUACUUUCUCCCUGCUUGAAACAUGCACUGUGGUUAGGUUUAUAUCUCAAGAUGUCUCAGUGUAAUUUGAGUAGAUUUUUAUCCGUGGUGUUUUGAGAACAUCUUAGACUUACUCCGCAUGAUUACAAUGUAUCUUUCCAUUGUUAAGAGCUGUUUUCUAGUUAAUGAUUACAAAAGCCUUUUAAUCUAAAAUUAGUCCAAAUAUAGCUUGGUAAAAUUAGCAAUAUAGUGCUGUGUUGCUUUACAGUAAGACAAGUCUUAAGAGUUUAUGAAUUGUUUAAAGCGCUACUAUGUAAGUUUUGGGGAUUUGGAGACCUCUCUGGUGGAAAUGUGUAACUGAACUUGUGGAAGAACGUUUUGUACUCAUUCCCUGAGUCUAUGAAUCUGAUCGAGCACAUUAGAGUAUUCAAAGAGAACUCUUGGUGAGGGACGCAUCUUACAUAGUGUGGCUUUAAAAGGAGUUUAUUAGCAGUUAUUUAUUAGAUCAUAAACACCAUAAAAAUUAAAAAGGCAACAGUGAGCUGUUCUGUCUAUUUCAAUAUGAAUAUGUGAUGAAGCUUACAAGUUGAUCUGGGGUUUAACAGUAUAGAUGAACAUGGGCUCAUUAUUUCAAUAGCAACAACUCACUUUUGCCCUUUUUGUUUAGUUGUCAGAACUGCUGUGUUCCUUUCAAUUGUACUCGUGAUUUUAUAAGUAAUAACUGUUAAUCAACUACAAACCUUUCAUGAAUCUUUUAUAGGAGUACUCUUUCUGUAAAGUGGUACUGUUGUGUUGACUGUUUAUGGCAUUUGUAGUUUUGGGACCAAAAAUCCAUUUUUUUAGCCAAGUGAAUGGUCAACAUUUCAACAAGAACACAACUUGUUGGGUUCCCGAGUGGUAGAACCUGUCUGAGCAUUGCCUUUAUUUUUGGGAGUUCACAAGUUUGAUUUUCGGUGAUGCCACAGCCAAAGAAACUGUAAUUGUCCACUCUCUGUCUCGGAGGAUUGGGCCACUCUUCUCCCAACAUCAAUUAACAUGAUGCUAGUAGCUAAUGGCUACUUUUGCCCUAGAAAAUCUUGGACACCUGAUUGCUUGAUUUUUAGUGAAUUCACUGGACAGGCAGCUGUGCUAAAAUUCUCAGUUAUCCUGUUCCAGCACUGCCUAGUGCCUGAACAUUCAACCAACAGUGCACAAAUUGUCCCUUCGCUAGGGGUAAUCUGAUCUAAUUGAUCUGAUCUGAUCUGCUGAGUGGUGUAGCACUGUGUGAUAGGGGGAAGGUGGAAUGACUAUUUUAACUACAUACAGGGAGAGAAAACUGGGUAAAACUACCCUAAAAUAAAAAAAAAAUCUUUAGCUGUUUUUUAUACCAAACUAAAUGUAUAUGUCUAAACACAUCAUGAAAGUGCAAAGUGAGUUUUGUUGCUGCUCAUUAUGAAUAGAUUGCCAUUUAUUCAUUAUUGAUUACUUGCAUACCUAUAAUGUUUACUUGCAUAUGUUACUGCAUAAAGCUGACUAGUAUUUCAAUAAAUGACUAGCAAAUCAAUAAAUUGCAGGGAAUUACAUAUCAGAAGCAUUUGGGCUGGAUAUGAUGUUAAGCAGAUAAUUAUUAUUCAAAAUGUAGUUUAAUUCUAGACGAUUGAACACAAUAGAAUAGAACAGUAAAUCCUUUGUCUGAGAAUCAACACCUUCCAAAUUUGAAACAACUUAUUAUCCGCUGUGUCCUUCAGAGCCAUGUUUGCUCUUGGUGUCAACAUGGGCUGUAUUUGCUCUGCUGAUCUGGGAGAGGCCUUGAGCUGUCUUUACAUACACAGAUAGCUGAGUUAAAAAUACAUCACCUUUAAAAAUAUUAGCUGUUUAUGUAAUGAAACUGAAUGGCUUGUACUAAUACUGCAUUCGACUUCACUGGGAAUUUGGAGCUUGGAAUUACGCCAUCUUUUGUGCGGUUGAGUGUUUUAAGCCACAAGCUUGCCAGCUAAUAUUAGUGAAAUUGCAAUUUUACAGUUUUUGUUAUAGUUUUAACUAACCACUGUGUCUGUAUGUUGAUUGCUACAUGUAAAUCAGUAGACGUGGUACUUUAUUACUGUUGACGAUGUUAGCAGCCAUGCUAAUAUGCUAAGUUGAGGUCAACUUACGGGUUGAGGACACCUUUCUGACUUUUGGAUUGGGAAUUCCCAGAUAAGGGAAGAUUUCUUUGGUUUUUCCUAGUUAUGGUUGGAAAUUCCGAGUUGCCAGCUUCAGGCGAAUGCAGCAUAAGUACAGUUAGAAGCAUACGUAUUGGGACAGAGAAGCAAAAUGAGUCAUUUUUUCUCAUUCAUGAAGAUGGUAUGUCGCAAAAGUAAAGAAUAACAGCUUUCAUUUCUAAGUAAAGUUUCUCAUGCAGGCUAAAAACUGCUGGAACAGUGUUUUCUGUGUGUAGUCGCUCAGUUUCAGGAUAAAAAUUGGGACAAGAACAUUUCAACCUAAUCAAACUUAAAGCAGUGAAGUGUUUGGUUGUGUACCCCUCAUAGAAACUGCCUCUUUAUCUUGUUUUGAGCUACUCUGCCAAGCAUUAAAGGGCCCGUAUCGUAGAAAACCAGUGUUUACUUGCUGUGUUGAAUGUUUUUGAUGUUUGAUGCAGUAUGUAAACAUUGUUAAAAUAUUGUUCACUCCUCAGUCCACACAGCCCACACAUGUCUACAUACUUGCUGAGUUGUAUUUAAAACUUUCCCGUUCCUUCCGCUGAACUGUUUGGUUUGGAGUGUCAUCUUGUUGAGUUAUGAACUAUUACCCAGUGCCUUUACAAGCCUUUUUUUGGACAUGAGAAGUGAGCCAGUUCCAGUGGGAGCCAUGCAUACUCAGCCCACAUGCGUAGGGUCAUUUGGAGUAUCUCUCUCCACAUUCUUUAGCUUUCAGGUUUCUUCACUUCAUCUGGCCAUACAACAUGUUCCAGGAUUCCUCUGGUUCAGCUUUGCAGUUCUUCACAAAUUCCCAUCUAUUCUUAGUGCUGAAGGGAGGUUGGCAUCUAGCGGCGUAUUGGCGGCAUUGUUCCUCAUGAAGUCUUCUGAAUGGUAAAUCAUGACGACAACAUUUUUUGGAUGACAACAGUUUUUUUAGAUGUGAAACUCUUCGUGGCCCUGGCUUGUAAAUCACUCACUCACUCAUGUUAAACGAGAUUUGCCACAAGGGGGAGCUACUUGCUCUCUGGUAACUAGAGUAAAAACAACCUUGUGUUAGCAGAAAUGUCUGUUGAGUGUUGCGGACACAUUUCAGGACUCAAAUUGGUUAUUGAAAUCACAAAAGCCAAAAUUGGUUCAGAAAAAAAAAUUGCAAAUGAGGUAUGACAUGCUGGUGCUUCACAUCUAUAUCAUUUUGUUUCCUUGUUUUGUCCAGGGGUGGAUUUCAUCCAGGAGGAUGUUCUUCACUGCCUAAAAUGAAUUUUCUGUUGUCAGUUGCUUUGGUUUUCCUUCAUUUGACAUUUCAGAUUGCUUAUUUCUGCAGUAGAAUAGCUGUUUUAUGUUGGAUGUGCUGCACCCAGACCCCCUCCAUGGUUUUUGGAAGCCCCACAUGUGAUUUAAUUCAGGCGCAGGUGCCUGCUUUUAUUGGCACAUAAUUAAGGCAAAAUAGGAUGCAAGUGAAUUAAAAACUUGCUUUAAAAACAAAA